This is a messenger RNA of Schistosoma haematobium, 10949 nucleotides long. Its product is annotated as E2/E3 hybrid ubiquitin-protein ligase ube2o. The record is from RefSeq and is a predicted model, not a curated record. The transcript is spliced from 18 exons. The coding region runs from base 317 to 2743 and encodes 808 amino acids. NCBI's taxonomy places the organism in Eukaryota, Metazoa, Platyhelminthes, Trematoda, Strigeidida, Schistosomatidae.
CCUCAGGAUUGCUUUAAGCGCAUAUUUUAAAGUUUUUUACACGAGGACGUCGGUAGAAUCAAUGGUGUCACACAAUGCAGUUCUCAAGGGUGAUAUUGUUUAUUAUCUGCAUAGGCCGACAAAAAGUGCAUACAUUGGCUCGGUUAUAGCGUCAGAUGUUCAUCCAGCGAGAAAUAGUAAUGAAGUUACUCAUGACAAAUGUGAAAAUGAAAACACGGUUAAAGUAGAUUGGAGGACGUUUGGAUUUAAAUCUAAUAGUAGCUCCAUACCACUCAAUUUAAAAUCAGAUGAAGUUCACUUUUUGGACAGAAGUUAUAUGCCUGGAGAGGUCGUUCAAAACUUAGAAACCAAUAUGAUUGGAACGAUCUCAAAUGUCUGUAUGACAGCCCAUGCAGAAAUACUAGACCACCAGAAGGUCAUGUUCGAUAUUCAGUGUGAUCAUUUAAGAAGUGUAUAUCCAUGGACCACACAUGUUGACGAAAACUAUGUGAUUUGGAACAGUUGGCUCGGUCGGGUGUCAGAUUGUCGUCUUAUGGCAAUCAUCCGAUUUUUGGAUGGAGCACGACUUCUUGUUGGAGAUAAUUGCCUAGAAUGUUUUGAGUCAUUUUUAUCAGUGCCAGAUGAAUAUAUGAAUAACAAUUACGAAGGUAUUUGGUUGAUCGGUGAUGCGUUGGAUUUAAGAUCUAAUGCGAAUUCAUCCAAAUCAAGUAAAUUUGAUUUUCUCAGUUUACCUGUGGAUUCGACCUCUAAUAAAUGUCGUAACACAGAUAAGUCAACAAAUUCAGAAUCAAUGCCACCGUCUGAUGUAUAUAACAGUUCACAUUCAGCCAACAAAACAUUCCCACUUGGACAUCCUAUUAAAUUUCUACAGGCACUUGCACAAUAUCCUAUCACUAAAACAUUCUCUCAUCAUCCUGAACAAAUAACAUGUCUUUUGAAACGUACACCUAUUUUCUUAGUUGAAACACCCGCUCAUAAUGCUGUUUGGCUUUCUCGAUUAAAAUCUAGUGUAGAUGUUGUAUUUUGUGUUGAACAUUUUGCUCCUGUUGAAGCCACUAUUCAUUGGCUCGCUAAUCGAAAUUCACAAUCAGACAAACCGCCUCCGCGUGUGAUUCAUGGAUUGGAUUUGGGAAAUUUAAAAUCAGUCAUUUCAAACUCUUUUAUUAACUGUCAAGUAGGUGAUAUUUGGUACUACGAACUACAGGAAUCUGAUAAAAUUUAUAACAUGAGUAAUUUUACUCGACCUGAGCAAUUGUUAUAUAAAUGGUUCACGAACGAUAUUUCCGGUCUUGGAGCAGUGUUUUCACUUCCACUGAAUGAUGACAAACAGGUGACAGAUCAAGGCAAAUUCAAUGGAAAUUGUGUCAUUAGUAAAAAAGAACUAGGAAAGUCAAUUGUUGAAUCCUCAUCAGUUACUGGUCUGAAAAGUUCAGGAUUAUUAGCAGGAGAAAAAAUGCCAAGCAGGACAACACCGUUUUGGGCACAGGUAAAUCUAUUUGCUUCGCAACGUCGUCGUAGACGAGUAACUGUGGAUCCACGACAUCGUAUUCCUCGCACAGACAUUUUUCAUUGGGCUCACAGAUUUCAUAGAUCAACACGAUCUUUCACUUCAUACAUUGAUAUUAGUGCUGAUGUCUCUAAUCACGAUGGUGAUGCCAAUGUUGAUGAGAACGAUACACUAGAACAAACAAAAGACCAGUCACAAAUACAAGAUCAAAACGAUCAACAACAUAAAAAAAUCGAUCAUGUGAAAGAGAGUAAUCACCAACUGAUAACGUUAACUUGUAAACGUAUUUCUUGUGAUAAUUCAAAUCUGGUUAAUAAACCAGUUUUGAAUCCCGUGGAAAAUACCACGAAAAUUGAUUUAUCUUUGAAAUCUACAAUAGAAGCACGUGUAGUCUCAGGAGAAGCAGUACCAUCAUCACCACCGAUCGCAGUAACUCUCACUUCUUGUACCACUAGUACCACUACUACUGCGGUGAAAGAUCUCAAUGACACUAAUAGAAAUGGAAAUUCUAUUCUGUCGCCAGUGUAUAUUAUUUCGUCAGAUGCUUCAGUAAACAAAUCUACAACAAAUACCACUUUACCAUCAGAUCAAAUAAAUACUGUUGAUGGUGAUGAUCAUAAUCAUGAUAAUAACACUCAUGUCGAGGAAAAAAGAGAACGCUUCUGCAAAAAAACUAGGUUAUCAAAACAUUCAAGGCGUCUACGUGUUCUUCGUCGACAAGCGGAGUAUAUUCAAGAAAAACGCGCUAUUCAUUUAAGAGCUGGCGAUUGGGUACCUGUACGAAUAUAUGCAACUAAUUCACUGUAUGAUAUAAAAUGGAUUGAUGGAUCUGUAUCGAAAGGUGUUGCCUCUGAUAAGAUAAUAUCGUUUGGUGGACACAUAGAGCAUUAUUUAUUUCCUGGAUUUUUAGUUUCUUUGAAAAGUGAUAAAAAUUGCCGUUCACAGCCUAUCCCACCGAAUUCAGUUGUGAAUGACCCCUCCUCAAUAGCAGUUACCGAAACGAUUGAGAAACUAAAUACUGUUCCAUCCUCUACAAUCGAAUUGUCUUGUGAUCACCCUAGAGAUCUUGGAGUAGCCCUUGCUUAUAAUACGAAUGAUCGAACUUGUCUUGUUCAGUGGUUCAAAACUGGAAACUCUGAAACUGGUUCCUUAUGGUGCCCUUUUAAAAGCCCAAUUAAUUUCAACUCCACUACUAUUCCCAUUUCUAUAAUUAACUUUCCAUUGCUGACUAUCUAAAUACGAAUUUAUGUGACUACAUUGAAUUAAAGGCCAAUGAUUCCUCUUGGUUCUCCGGAAGAAAUUGGUGUCUAUGAAAUUUCUGGAUCUGGAGAAUAUCAAAUGAAUUAUGGUGACAUCGUUCUUAUCAAAUCUGCCAGUGAAACUGAUUAUUCAAUUUAUCCUGCUGGUGUUUUAGAAGAUAUUAUUCCGGAAUCAGGUAAACUAGUAAUUCGUUGGAUUGAUGGAACUUCAAGUGAAGUUUAUCGUACCGAUUGUUUACAAGCAAUUGAAGCUGAUGAUGAUUCUACAGAUUAUGAAGAUUCCUUCGACUCAGAAUUCAGCGAUUCAGAUGAUGAAAAAACCGAAAAGUGGGAAUUGUAUUCAACUUCUUCGGAAUCUUCGUCUUGUUCAAGCUUUUAUUCUACAUCUGGUUCCUGCUCUUCGUCUUCUUCAUCUAACGCAUCUGAUAGUAAAGAUGAUAUUGACAGUGCGUGUUUACAAGUUACGCAACCAACAUAUGAAGAUGAUUUACGACCUGUUGGAAUUAAACUUUCACUUGCCAGUCAACACGUUAAAUCUGCGCACAGACUAUUUUCUGAUCGAGUUACAUUUGUUUUGUGGUUAAUGCGGUGUUUUGUUACAAUUUCUGGCAUUGCAGAUGAUAUCCUUGAACAGGUUUACUCAGCACUUCGUAAUGCAGCUCUAAUCGAUCCUACGGAAAUAAAUACUGUUAGUUCUACUUCAUUGAAUACAUCUCAUACUGAAGAUUCGACUAGUGAUACAUCUUUAUUAACUAAGAGAGAAAACGUAUGGAGUGACGCUGAUGAAGUAGAAGCUAUAUCGUGUGUAGAAAUGCUCACUACUGGACGGUCAUUACUCUACGAAGCAUCCCGGUUGAUUAAGGAUUACAGAAUCAGGAAAAUGUGGCACUUGUGUGAUUUUCGUUCCAAUUUAUUCGAAAAACAUAUUGGCGCUAUUCUACGUUUAUUUGAAUCUUUUCCAUUAUCCACACAUGAGCAAGCGAAAUUGUCCGAUCCAGUCAAUUUCGUUUCAUUAAACGAAGAUGUUUAUGGUUUAAACAAGCCAUCGGACAUAGAAUACGCAACAAAAAGUAUCCCUGACGAGGAGACUUAUGUGUCUGGCCAACAAAAUCCUUCAAAUAAUUGCACACCCAGUGCUAUUGAAGUACUAAAUAGAAAUGAAACAAUUCAUUUCUUGCUACGUUCCAACAGAAGAGGAUUGAAAAUUGAAGGCCUACGGAGUAAUUAUACCAUAGCGAUAAGUACUGAGGUAAUUAUAAAAUUGGCCAAAUUUCUACAUAAUCUGCAAAAAGAUAUUCUAGAGCAAUUGACUGAUUUAAAUAAUGGAAUUAUGGCAUGGCUUCAUGAAUGCGCUGCACAAUGUAUCCAAAAAUCAGAUUUGAAUGAUCUUCUAGUGAUAACAAGUAAUACUGAUAUUGCUGAUGAUCAUCGACCUACAAUAGAUAAAUCUGACUCUGAUAAAUGUACCAUUGAACCUGAGUUUAUUAACAAUCACUAUGCCAAUAACCUAGAAGAAAAUAUGAAGUUAACAUGCAAAUUGAAGGCGAUUUCUUCCUCGGAUGUUACAACCUUACCCAGUGAAGCAGUUGCAGAAGACUCGAAAACCGCAAAUGUAGAAAAAUUUAUGUUGGCGAGUUUGUCUUCAAAUAUUGAAAAUAUAUCAAUUGAACCGUUGUCUGUCAAUUUUUCAACAAAAUGUAUUCUUUCUGAUUCAAGUGUAGAGUCACUUCCAGUCGAACAAAGAGGCCAAUUCAUUUUGGAACCCACUGCCCCUUCUUAUCAUCGAUUUUAUAAAUCAAGCCAGAAAACGCUACCGAAAGCAUUCCAUAAAGCUUUACGACGUGAUAUCUCUCUUCUAUCCACCAUUCUUCCAAAUGAUAUUAUUGUUAAAGGAUUCGAAGAUCGGAUAGAUCUUUAUUCAAUAAUGAUUAUUGGUGCAUCUGGUACACCGUAUGAACAUUGUUUAUUCUUUUUUGAUGUUGGUUUGCCAUCAAGUUAUCCUACAACCCCACCGCAGGUAAAACCAAAAAUGGGAAUCAGAAUUUGUGAAUUACUGAAAUGUAUGUUUAUUAUAUUUUUUAAAAAUUAAUACCAUGAAUUGAUCAAUAUCAGACCACCAUUGCAAAUUUGGAUGCACUGGAUAGCCAUUUCAUCCUAGUAUGAGGUCCCUCAACAGUUCAGAUCCAUGACUUCGCACUCGGGGAGCAAACCCAAAACCCUCCGUCUAGCACACCUAUAUUCAACAUCUAGACCACUGAGUUGGCAUCCAGCGGUGUUUCGCUAUAUUCGAGUAUACGUUGAUGUUCAACUUUCGACCACUAAGUUACAUUUACUAGUCCAGCUUCAUUUACGUCGGUUUGAGCAGUUGGGUAGUAUCAUUGUCCCUCACUCAUAAAGUCUCUCAAAAGUGGUACACGAAUCUGUACUUAAUUAUUUAUUUACAGCAUAGUUGAUUCGUUCAACUUCAAACCAUCUGCUACAUUUUUGAAUCCUCAUGCUUCCACUUAGUUCGAACAGCCGUGUAAAAGUUUUGCUCCUCUACAUAAACAGUUCCUUCAACGAAGUACAUGGUCGUACGUAUUCUUGGACUAAAUAAAUACAUUAGUAUUGAAAUUCUGUACUUUUUCUAACAUGGUAUUCAGUUUUACCAAAAAUAAAAAUCUUACUAUUGCAUUAACUGACAAUAUUUUUUUAAAUAAAUCGAACUUAAGUCCCUUGGAAUAUGCAAUUACAAGCUUUAAAAUGGAGUGACACUUGUCUUUCUUUGGUUACUCAGUUAUUGAACAAUUUGUAUAUAUAUAUAUAUAUAAUUCAAGUUGUUUUACCAUACACACUUUCAAUGAAAUAACGAUCAAUGAAGAAGGGCAUAAGGUUAGUGUGAAAAUCGACAUAUACUGAUUAUUUUUAGUGAUUAUCGUCUCCAUUUUGAACUCAUUAUUGCGAUUGAUUGAGAGAGAUUCUCUUAAUACAAUAUCGAAUUUACAUGAACUAGACGAUAAAUACACUAAAACACUUCAAAAACAAUUGCGCCUGUGUGAUACACUUGGGAAAAACCUUAAUGUUUAAGGUGACAUGUUUAAAAGGGGCAGUCCUCUGUUUUUUUUAGCAACAAAUGGAUGAUCUUUGAGACGCAAUAACAUAUACAGGCAAAGGACGAAAACAACCGGUCAGAUAACCUCGAAGUUCAGUGGUGAAUCAAGAAUAGGAGAAAAGCUACUGUGGAUUUCUUAACAUGUUCAAAUUAGCAUUCAACAGCGAAAAUUAGAUAAUUUGAUGUAUUUCUAGUACUUUUCUUAAGAUAUAAUAUUUUAUGUGAAAAGUUUUACGAAAUAAGGUAACAAAAUGUAUUUAAAGAAAUUAGUCCCUUUUAUAAAUUUCGAUAGAACAAUGAGAAGACGGAGUUGAUCUGAAAAAUGUGAUGUAUUUGCGCUAUACAUAUUCAUAGCAAGAUUCAUGAUUCACUUUACCACCGAUUGAUAGUGUAGUCGGGUAAAAUGUUUUUUUAUAGGUUCAUUUUUUCUCACUGUCAUUGACUUAGUCUUUAAUGUGUAUACAGUAAGAGAGACUGGUUAUUCGAAGUUCUAUUCGAAAAUCAUGAUCAGUAAAGCCAACCAAGCUAAUAUUUAUUAAACAUUAACUUACGGAUAUACCUAAUGUACUGUAUGGUCAAGGAGUGAAUUCAAAAGACUGGAAUACCAAAUUAAGAUUCAGUGGUUUAAAUUCAAUGUGCUCACCACGAGAGCUAAAUCUUCUGCGUCCAGUCCUCAUUGUGGUCGUGAAUAUACAUUCUUGCAACGUCCUAAACAACAAUUACGAAGUUGUUUUGGCACUCUACUGUUUUUCAUUAGUUAUUCCACCUUAAACACUACCAUUGCCUUACUUUUUUGUGUAGUACUCCAAGAUAUUUCUCAAUAAAUUUUCAAUUAAAGGUACAUUAUUACAGUUUUGGCAAUGAAAAAGUGAAUCCGAAUUUGUAUGUUGAUGGACAUAUUUGUCUGUCUUUACUGGGUACAUGGAAUGGUCAGGGCAGUGAGAAUUGGAGUGCUGAAACGUCCAAUUUAUUACAACUAGCUAUAUCAAUUCAGGGUGAGAUUGAUAAAUAUUUCUCAUUAUUAGAUUAAUUGUUUUAUUACAGCUUUAUACCAUUAAAAAGAAGGAUAUAUUUGUAAAAUCUCAGCGAAUGAAUUUUAAGUAAAUCCAACGUUUCGCCUGGCAAUAUGGUCCAAGCUUUUUCAAGGAAAAUAUAAUCAAAAAACAAAAUUAUCGAAUAUAAAUAGGUACAUGGUUCUUCGGUUUACUGUAUACUGAAUAAGUCAUCCAAUCAACGUGAAGAAUUUUUUAUAAAUAGGUAUUUGUAUUAAUGUGUAAGAGACAUGUUUAUAUGAAAAUACCAUGAUUAUUAUGUGAGUGCUUUAAUAGUUUGCAUUACAGACUGGCUUAAACUAGGACAAUACUAAAAACCAGAAAAGAUUGCUAGGCGGCUAUGUUUUCUUAAUUUUUGACGGUCUAACAUUGUGUACCCCGGAUCACCAACUAAUUUCUCGUCUAGUGUUUUUUUCUUUAACAUCUAGAAAGGAUGAGAUUAAGUUUUGAGCAAUUCGUAUGACUACUACUACUUUCGUUGUUUUGAGUAGUUUAGAAUUCAUCAAGAAAGUUUUCUGAGUGAUAAUGGCAUUUAUCAUCGAGUCAGCUGAUUUAAUACUUUAAGUAUCUUGAGAGUGUGAAAUAGUCAAAACGCAAAUAUCCCACUACUUUCUGUCUAUAAUUUAUAUUGUAUUAAUCCGAAUCCGUAUAUUAUAUUUAAUUCAGUCCACUGUUCAUGGUAAUACACAAAAUUUGAUAUAUUGAGUUUCCUACCAUCUUUUCUUUCCCUACAGGUUUGAUUCUUAAUUCAGAACCGUAUUUUAAUGAAGCUGGUUAUGAAGAGCGACGUACGGAUCCAAUCUAUCAAGAACAAAGUCGUAUUUAUAAUGAGGCUGUGAUAGCAUUAAAUCUGCAAUCAAUGAUAAGUAUUGUACAAAAUCCUUUCCCUAUUUUCCGUAAAGAAAUUAUCAAACAUUGUGUUGAUAAAUGUAAAAAGUAAGUAAUUUGUAUGUAAAAUCUAGAUCAAAUUUUAAGUAGUUUAUUUCCUAUUACGACAAAAGUGGUCUAUACUUUAACGCUAAUUCGUCCGCAUUUCAGCCUCCUAUCUCACAAGCACGUCAGAACACAUGAACUGCAAGCAGAUAAAACUUCUAUUCCACUUAUAACAUAGAUUAAAUACCCAAAACCAUCGUAACAUAGAUAGGAAAAAACGGCAUUUUUAUGGCUACGUAUGCGAGAGAAAUAUUAGUAAUGUUAGUCCCAUAGUUAAUUUGCAAUAGCUUUAAGAGUUCAAACAUAUGAAAACAGUUUAUAUGUCAACUGAAAGCUUACAAUAUGGGGAAUAUAAAAAUAUCCUAAUUCAAAUAUUUAAUAGUUAUGUAGUAACAGUGUAAAUUACAAUCCUCCACAAGAUAGCACCGUAAGUUUUACUUUCAAAAAUUUACUUCGUUAUAACAAUCAUGUCACUAUAGAAUCAAACCAUCGAGGAAUAAUUAUGCAAUUGUCUAUGCUACGUUCUUAUUACUUAGAUAAAGUUCACUAACCACCCUUUUUUCGAACUCUUAAGUGUGUUAUCCUUUUUAUUAUUAGUAGUUAUAAAUUAGACGUGUCGUCUCUGUUAGUGGUUCAUUGUUUUGUAAAUAUUCAAUUAAAACUUAUGAUAUAGUCAUGUCUAAAAUAUUUAUGUUUUUUGGUGGACAAAGCAAGUCAAAUGUACCAUGUUCUUUUUCGUCGAUAGACUAAUCACAUAAUUGCCCAACUACAAUCCGAAUCUUAAGUAAUAAUUUGAUUCAUUGGUUAUUGUACUUUUUUUCCUGAAUGUUUUCAAAAUCUGUAGCUGAAUAACUGUACAGUAUUUUAGGACAGUCAACAGUGUAGUUGGAGCUAAACUUAAGACAAGGAUGAAAACGGCAAUAAGUUUCUAGUCACAAAGCUUAUCGAUGCUGUCUGCGAAAAAAAAUUCCUAAAUAUACAAAGUGGUUGAGAUACUGACAUAUAAACGUCUUAUACGCCAGCUUCCAAACGGCUACCGAGUAAGAAGACUGACAGCGGUAAAUAAUAUUUGUUGAGAUUAACCUAAUCAAAUCAAUAAGCACUUAUAUAUAUAUAUAUAUUCUUAAGAAACGAAACCAUUUCGCGGCUAAUGACAUGCACUUGUUAUUAGAUUCUUGAACGACACAAUGUGGCUUUUUCAUUUGGUGACUUGUGGUUGGUCCACUGUAUCAACUAAUACCAUGAUUUUCCAGUUGUAUGGAUUUAGCUUCAAUUGACUCAUGAUUUCAACCAAUGAAAUUUCUAAAAAAAAUCUCCACAAAACCCAUUCUGAUAAUAUCAUUAAUUGUUGGUCUGAACUAUGUUAGUAGAUACAGACUACCUGGUUUGGGGUGGUUAUGCUCGAUAACCCAGGUCAUUGAUUGCAGCUAUUGAGUGGCAUUGCGCAAAAUAGAUUGCAGUGUCCCAAAUUUAUUUACGUUUUGUUCUCUCCUUAAUUUUGAGUUCCAUUACUCCAUCAUGCAUUUAAUUCUGGCUUUUUGAACCAUAUUCUCAACAUUUAGUCUGACUCAUUAACAUUGCUUCCUCAUUAUUUAAAUACACUUGCUAAUCACUGUAUUUAAUCUUGUUUUUCUAAAAUGGUAUGUCAAGUUGAACCAACGUUAACUAUAACUGACUGAUUGUAUUGUACUUUUGACCUUGUUCUUUCGUGUUGUUGAUCCACUGUCCCUGUGUUUAAUAUCAAGUUGUAUACUUUAUCUUCAAAAAGAGUGUUCAUAUUUUAAAACAUUGAAUUGCUUACUAUGCCUAUUUAUUGACUUUUUUCAUAGAUAUCUAUCUUUAUUAGAAAAUUGGGCCUCACUGGAUUCUGUAGAAUAUGAACGUAUCAAAUCAAUCGAUCAGUCGUCAAGUUCAUCUUCAACUGAAGAAAAGAAACUUCUUUUACCAGGAUUUUCAUUACCACCAGUGUCAAAAGGUUUCCAGUUAUCGAUUAGACGACAUUCAAUUGUAUUAUCAAAUUUAAUAAAAUCCUACAUAGAUUUGAAUUAUACUACAAAUACAGAAUAGUGAAUUUCGAACUAACUACAUUCUAUGCCUUGCUUACGUUUUCUUUGUAGCCAGGUAAUAUUUAUGCUUUCGACUACUUUGUCCUCUCAGAUUCUCUUUAUUUACAUAAUUUGGUUCUGUGUCACUAUGUGUGUGCAAGCACUUAGUCAUUUACACGAGAUUUUGUUUUAAAAUUUCUAACUUUCCUGGUGCUUCCUUCUUUGUGUUCAUAUCUUUACAAAAAACAUAUUUGUACCGUUGCAUAUAUUAUGUAAUAUAGAUACUUGUUGGACGCUUUUUGUAAGAGAAGUAUGAAACCCACGGGCGUUUUCCUAACAAAUAUGCAUUCUAUCUGGUACGUCUUUCACGUUCAGUUCCACUUCCAAGUGUGUAAUUGGUAUGAUUGUUAUUUUUACUCCUUGCUUUUAGUUGUCACUUACUAAACUCUUUUGUUUUGGUCAGUGUUCCAUUGCUUUUCUACUCUUUUCUGUUUCGUUACUCUACUCUUAUUUACUAUUAUGCAUUGUUUAUUUUGAAAAUACUCUAUUCUAAUACUACUUAUUACAGUAACAACAAAUUAAUGUUCUUCUGCCCAUUCGAUGUUGUUUUGCAACUGUGUUUAUGAGUACACUUGGUGUGUAGCGAUUUAUUGUAUCCUGCCUUUAUAUAUACAUAUAUAAGAAAACCGUGUUUAUGGUAACAUUCCUUUUCAAUUUGUGCGUAUUGACUCUCACACUUUCCAUACAUAUAUAUAAUUGCCUGAUAAUUUCCCAUUAAAACAUUUCAACCAUAAAUUGUUAAACGUUUUGUACAAGAAAUAUGAAACCCACGGGUAGUUUCAUAAACAAUAUGUAUUCUUUCUGGGAUAAAAUAAGAAUAAAAUCAUUUGCCGUUCGCCUCCCCAUGGCGCUGCUGGAUAGUAGAGCGAACCUUGCUAGAUAACUUGGGAGGUCGGCAGAGAUCGGACUAAUCCACCGCUCUGCUGUAAACCGGAACCAUGGGGUUCCACUCUUGGGGCUAACAAUCUCGUGGGCUUCCCCAUGUGUUUGCUUAUGUAUAUG